Paraphaeosphaeria sporulosa is the source of this 675-nucleotide messenger RNA. RefSeq lists its product as uncharacterized. The coding region runs from base 1 to 675 and encodes 224 amino acids. The transcript has a single exon. Lineage: Eukaryota; Fungi; Ascomycota; Dothideomycetes; Pleosporales; Didymosphaeriaceae. The record is from RefSeq and is a predicted model, not a curated record.
AUGGAACGCACCCCCUCAAUCGAGGAUCCCUACGACGUAUUCGCCCAACUUACAGCGGACCCCUACCUCUCCCGGCUCUCGCCCCCUCCCCCAACACCGCAUAGCGCCCGUGCACCGUCUUCCCCACCAGCAACACCAGUGGCGCAGAUACCACAAGCGUCUCGAGUACCGACCCCGCCCCUAGCAGCACAGCCAGACAGGAACCUCCACCCCUCUCACCAGCGCAGCGAAGAACACAUAUCGCCGCCAGCAGCCCAACCCAAUCCGAACUUCCUCUUCACACUGCAAACCAUCGACCCAGCUCACGCACCACAAAAUGCUAAGCGCUACCCGAAAUUCUCCUCCGCUGCCACCGCGCACACCCCCUUCUUCUCUACCAUCCGCCGCCACGUCGUCGCCAUCCUGCACUCCCGAAUCCCCCUGUCAAACGAGGACAUUGCGAACCCGAUCUUGGACCAGGCGUUUGCGGGGCCGCUGACGAUACGGGUGUGGAGGCUUGUUUAUGAGUUGGUUGAUCUGGAAGGCGUUGCUGGCAACAGGGAUAAGGAGAAUGAGGUGGAGAAGUUGAAGAGGAGGCUGGUGAGGGAGUUGGUGGGGUGUGUGGGGUGGGAAGCGGGGAUAGAUGAGGAGUGGGAGGCGGGGCGGUUGGUAGAGGGUUUAUGGCCGAGGGGUUAG